This is a messenger RNA of Dinoponera quadriceps, 8811 nucleotides long. RefSeq names its product zinc finger protein 39-like. The transcript has 2 exons. The record is from RefSeq and is a predicted model, not a curated record. Bases 126 to 1193 code for a protein of 355 amino acids. Gene Ontology annotation, molecular function: DNA-binding transcription factor activity; RNA polymerase II cis-regulatory region sequence-specific DNA binding. Lineage: Eukaryota; Metazoa; Arthropoda; Insecta; Hymenoptera; Formicidae. Gene Ontology annotation, biological process: regulation of transcription by RNA polymerase II.
UGGAUUGGUACGCAGGAUAUGAGCAGUUUGUCAAGCGCAACCUGACUCUGCUCCCCCAUCAGCAAGCAGCGCAGCAGCCGGACGAGCAGUCUCAGCAGCUGGCUCAAGCACAGCAGACCGACAUAAUGACAUCCAUGUUCGAGCAACAGAUCAAGAGCGAGCCCAUGGGGUUCUACUCUGUUGCUUCCAGCCGCUCGGACGGAUCCAACUCCAUGGUGAAUCUGUCCGACGACAGGGAGGACCUCUCCCAGCAGGAGGGUCAUCUGCAGCCGCAACAGCAGCAGACGAUGCAGCUGAGUCAACAGCAGCAAAGUCAGCAGCAGGUUCAGCAGCAGAGUCAACAGCAACAGACGCAACAGAGUCAGCAACAACAGCAGCAGAGUCAGGGUAUGCAGCAGGAGCCACCGAGUCGUCAGUCUACGGGGCAGCAGACGGUGAAGGAGGGCUCUCGGUCCAAGCCGCAACCGUGCAAGGUGUGCGGCAAGGUGCUGUCCUCAGCCUCGUCCUAUUACGUGCACAUGAAGCUCCACUCGGGGAACAAGCCCUACCAUUGUACAGUAUGCGAGGCGAGUUUUUGCCGCAAACCUUACCUGGAAGUGCACAUGAGGACGCACACGGGCGAGCGACCUUUCCAGUGUGAGCUCUGCUUGAAGAGGUUUACACAGAAGAGCAGUCUAAAUACUCACAAACGGGUGCACACGGGGGAACGGCCGUACGCCUGCGACAUCUGUCAGAAACGCUUCGCCGUGAAGAGCUACGUCACCGCGCACCGUUGGAGUCACGUGGCCGAGAAGCCGCUGGUCUGCGACCGAUGUUCCCUCACGUUCACGUCCAAGAGCCAGUUUGCGAUUCACAUCCGUACACACACCGCCAGUACCACUUACGAGUGCAAUAUCUGCGGACGUACGUUCGUACGCGACAGUUAUCUCAUACGGCAUCAGAAUCGCGUGCACCGCGACAUGAGCCAGGGUAACACGAAUCACAAUCCGCCGACGCCGCAGAGCAGUGGUGGCGGCACGCCGGGCACCGGCUUCGAGAGUCCGGUCUGUGAUCUGCGCUACAGCGAGGGACCAUCGUCGUUGGACGGCCUCGCGGGAUCCAAGGGCGGCAUCGCCGCGGAGAUCGCCAGUUUAGCCAAGCAGAACAAUCUGCAGCUUCCUCUACCGCUGCUGCAUCCGCAGACCACCAACUAGUGUUUAGACGGCAGCAGUGCCUCCCAGUCCCUGCCGUCGCACCAGUCACCGCAGCAAGUAGUAUGUCCCACCGCGGCGCCAUCGCCGUUUACACUUAACUCACCUAUAUCUCACGAGCACACCACACCGCAGAGUGUCUACCAAACGACGGGCUCCUCCAACUCCUUGGACAGCCCCAACUCCCAACUCUAUCCGCACUUGUCGUCCCCGUCUCUAGACCCAUCGGAGCAUCAGCUGCACCGCGGCAUCCCUCCGCCAGGGCUUCAUCCCGCGCUCUACCUUUACGCUCAGUAUUCGAACACGAGCCCCACGAUCUCGUAUUCGGAGUACACUCAGCGUAACGAUUGAACGAACGCGAGUUUUCACCUAGCAUCGUCGAUCACUCGCCGACGAGCUGAGCGUAAACCGGUGCUAUCUAAUCGCGUCGUUCGUUCAAAGUGCCUACCAAGGAGCAUCCACUUCCGGAUUCGUAACAACGGAUGCUCCACACGUCACACGAUUUAGGAAUAUGGUUUCAGUUUCGGUCGGAGAAGGGUACGACGACGAUGAUGCGGCUGAUCCGCUUGAUCGGCUUACCGCUCGGCAAACGCUCACUAACGCACUUUGUGUCCAUCUGAUGGAUUCCAUAUACUCACGAGUAUACUUUUAAUACGAGAUUAAAUAGCACCUGUCCGAGGCGCGGCUUUUUAAUCAUCAUCGACGAGAUUGUGCCGGCGCAAAGGAUACAGACGUGACGUCCUAGGUGAUCGAUCGUAUAUCGCUGGCGCGAUGCUAGUCGAAACCGAAGCGUGACGUUUCCACGGAGUCUUCAGCAGUUUCAGCACUCUUGUUUCGUCUGGUUUCAAUCACGUCUCUGCGAGUAUACAUAUACAUAUAUAUAUAUGUGUGUAUAUAUAUUAUGCGAACCAUUACAACACACGUACACAUAUUUAUAUUAUAUUUUUAAAGAAGUUUAGUCACUUGGAUCUGUGAUAUAGAUAGUAAUUAUUAUCUACAAUGUUUAAACUCUAUUGGUUUACUACUUUCGAUGGAUAUCAAAACAAAGAAGAGGAAGAAAAGCAAUGUCACGGAGCGAUGUAGCCGUCAAAAAUCUUACCGACAUUGGUCUCUACCGACGGUGUGUUUGGUAGACACCCUACUAUUAAUUUUACUACAAAACAAAAGCAACUACAAGAACAACAGUAACACUAUAUACCGCUAAUGCUAAUACUCUACCACCACUAUUACUAUUCUAACUAAAUACUACCACGUCUAUCACCACCACCACUACCACCACCGACAUUUCCCCAACUAUAUAUCACCAUCACUAUUAUUACUAUACUAUUACUAUCACAACUACUAUUACUACCACUAUUAUGUAUUACUAUUAAUACUAAAAGCUACUACCAUCGUUAACGCUAAAACACAGAAACACACGCAGGCACACAACACACAGACACACGCGAGAGCGCGCGUUUAUUUUGGCAACCACGUAUAGCGCAUACGACUACGGUCCGUCAGAUAGUCGUCAUGGUUUCUCUUUAGCUUGAGACGCUACGAGAAUUCCUUCUCUCUAGUUUUCCCUUUAAAUCGUAGUACGUUUUAUCCUUCCGCGGACGCGUACGCUCGCCCGCGCUCGCGACAGGAAUUGCUCCCCCGCGGAAGACUAAUUACACACAGGCAGCUUCAGAGAAUCAGUUCCAUAGUUGUACUUACUUUCCACAUAUCGAGGUGUACUCUACACAGAUAUAUAUAUUGUAUAUACAUAUACGUAUGGCGUAUACGGGGAUGUAAUAUAAAUGCGGAAGUAGGAGGACGCACGUCGUAUAAAGCUGUUCCACGUAAAAGAGGCGCAAUAGGCUGUUGACUCUUCGAGCCAGGGACCGAAACCGAUGUGGCGAUCGGUGAGUUUAUACUUCGAUGUUUCUCGAAGCGUCCGGGAACGGAUAUCUCUGUGAUAUGAUCGGGACGAUUCGCAGGAGGUCCGUUUUCCGCGUGCUUGCGAAAUGGGCAAUUAAACUCGCCGAGAUCGACCGCGGCUUCAUUACCUGCCUCGAGCACUAUAUUAGCUAUUAGUUUUAUUAUUACCUCCUGUUCACUAACGCCACAAGCUUCGGUGCAAGCGCGGGGGAACCAUGACAACCGCGCGUAAAGCUGCGAGUUUAGCUUCCGAAAAGUGCACGUCUCAUACGCGGUCAUGCGCUUUCAAGUAAUUGACUCUAAGGUAGUUUUGCAACCGCGUGCAAAAUGCAACUCAUCCAUUAAGUAUGCGAGGUCGCGUUAUAGAGCUACGAAGAUACACAAAUUGAACAAAAACAUAACUAUAUAUAUUUGCACUAAACGUGCCUCGAGCCCCCUUUUUGUGGUUCUCUUUUUCUCCUUUCUCUCUCUCUCUCUCCCUCUCUCUCUAUCACUAUCAUACACACACUCUCUUACUCUCUUACCGACGAUUUAAUUUUCGCGUCGUGAAACGAUCAAAAUGAUCCUGUGCGCGUAUGCCUGAGGCUUUCGAUUUAAAGAGAAUACGAAGUCACCUGGGUAAGACUGAUUUUUACUGUUACGGACUGUGAAACGUUUAUUCUCUUUCGUCUUCUCUUUUUCGUUCCUUCUUCUUUUCUCCUCUCUCUCUCUCUUUCUCUCUCUCUUCUCUUCUCCUCUCUUUCUAAUUUCUAUUUCCAUUAGGGAGGCGCGAAUAGGCGCACCGAGCGGAAGGAACGGUGCGAUAGUCUUUCAUCGAUAAAGAAGAGCCGCGCAAACACACGUUCUUGUUGACGAUUAACUUUAAUUGACGGGACAAUUGGUUAACCUGAUCCGUUUCGUUAAUUAACGUGGCUAAUUAACCGAACAAUAAUUAACGCGUUAAUUGAAAUUAAAUAAGCGAUCAAUUGGAUUAAUUGUGCACGUAGAAAGAAGUGAACUCGCGAAUGUGCAAUUUUUUGGUUCACGACCAAAAUCGGAAAACGUGGUGCAAUGGGAGAAAGCAAUUGAUCUUUUUGUUGGCUAGUCAUUGGGCAGCUCUACACGAGAUAUUAAUUGUACUACAAAGCUGUGAUUAAAGCCUCCGUGCAUAUGACCGCGCAGCUCCUAAUUAUAGUGAUAUGUAUAUUUUGUAGCUUAUUAUCAGUGUUUAAGUAAAAUAGGUAGCCUUAGGAAUACCUAAAAAAAUUGCAGUUCCGGCCGAUCGGUUAAUUAUUCAUUUCGAUCUCUCUCUCGUUUUUUUUUUCUUUCUCGUUUUUCUUCGUUUUAAGCAUAUAUAUUUUCAGUGUUGGGCAAAGGCACACAUUUAGAUAUCGUAGGUUAUCGUUUGGUGAUGAUAAUUUUGUGUGUGUGUGUGUGUGUGUGUGCAUCGGUACGUGCGUGUGUGUUUGAAUAUUUAAAGAAAAUUCUCUACGAAUGCGCACGGGGGCGCGAUUUUACGUUUUGUGAAUUUUUGUAACGAUCAGUGUACUGUUUGAAAUAGAUGCUCGCUCUCGAGGGCGAUUUCUUUUACUUUAAUGAUAUAUUUUAGUUCGGUUAUGCGCGUUGGAGUUCGAUAAGACAGCGAAUUGUCAAUCGUUUUCGCGGUUUUUUACGCUGCGCCGAAUUUGUGGAAAAUUCUCGAUGUCGCGGUUUUUCAUUUCGCGCGCUAUUCAAGAAUAGCCGCGUGGGAGUAACGUACGGAAUUGUUUUUAAUCGAUGAAGCUUCGGUUUGUUUAUACGUUUCUGAUUAAACGUCAAGACUGGAAUUGCACAAAAAUGAGAGACGGUUGUUUUGGGGGAAUUUUGCGUGUGAUAGAAGUUAAUUUCGCGCGAUUAGGACGGAUUCACUCGUGCUAAUGGCAAUAAUUCCCGAUGUCUUAGAGUUUCAAUUCGUAAAUUUUAUUCAGGAACGAUCGUAGCCAGCAAGUACAUCGAUGUACUAGGACGUACUGUAGUGAGAUUUUAGCUGUGUUAUUCGAUACUUAGUAUACGAGCUAUUUCAGACAGUAUAUAUCGCAUAUAUACAUAUAGGCUGUAUGUAUAUUUUUAGGGUUGCCCAGCACUGAUCUAUCGCGAACACUUCCGAAUCGUUAGAUAACGAUCUCAUCUCGACAACACCGACCGCUUUUAUUUUUCGCGGACGUAUCUCCGAGUUCUAGUAUUCGUGGCAUGUAUAUCAAAAAAAACAAAGUAACACGUGUAUUUUCGUAAGAAGGGAGGGAAGGAUAGGUCCUCUCUUCGAAAAAAAGCACUCGUCGGACCAAUACGUAUGUACAUAUAAGAAGUAAUAAAAAGGGGAAAAAAAGAAGAGGGGAGAAAGACGUUAAAUACGUGGCGCUUCUAAAGCGCGGCGCACGUCUGCGAGUACUGAUAUUUGUUGUACGCGGAUACGCGAACGCGAGAUGCACAUUUCUUCGUUCAUCCAUUUUUUAGUUUGUUGGUUUUUUUGUUGUUCGUUAGUACGCUCUAGCUGAGCCCUUCUUUUUAAUCGUCUAACUACCGGACGGAUUUUCCGAAUGUUUCUUGCUUUCCUCUCCUCUCUUUCACAAGCGUGAGAAAUCUUUUUCAUUUGCGCGGGUGUCGAGGACAAUCUCUGUGUUUUUCUUUCGUCGUGCGAGGGAUUAAAUUCGAAAGGGUGGCUGAGUCGACGUGAAAACGAGUUAUGAAACUCAUUAGAUAUCUCAUUUGCUUUCGCUCCAAUCCGUCGUAGACAUUCGGUAUGAAAAGAGCGCAAGAGUGUGCACAGAGUUCGAGAGUGCCAGUAUCAAUCGUUGUCCCAAGCUUUUCCUGCUCGCAACUAAAACGGAUUCCGUAUUAGUUUAAUAAUGACCUAUAUCCUUCAUAUAGUGUCAUUGAUUACUUCCGGUAGUUGGAAGAUCAUUAUCAUCGCCAUUAUCGUCAUCGUCAUUAUCAUCGCAGAGGCAUCGCAUCGCCUAAUAUCGAUUCACUCCACGUUAUAGUGCCAGAGAAAUGAUCGAUCCUACGUCAACCGUCGACGUGAUUUGACGCAGGGUCGAUUUCACCGUAGUAACGUUUGUACGAAAUUCGACGAAAGGGUCACACGACCCCGAUCAUCACAUUGUUGAGGACGCGAGAACAUGAUAUAGACUAACACCGUCAAUCGCACGGAAGAGGGAAAAAAUUACGGCGAUAUGUCGUGCGAAUAGUGCGAUUUCGAAAUUUAUAAAAAAAAACCACUUGUACAUAGUGUAAUCAAUGAUAAGGUAAUCAAAAGGACGUACAUCGCGUUAAGAGUCAGGUGUAGGAGUUCUUAUACAAAAAGAAAAACGAAAAGAAGAAAUACAUGAAAUACUUGAGCAAGCGUUGCCGCAUACGCAUUCUUACGCUGAUCUCUGCGCGAUGAUUUCACUGCGAAUCGCUGUUUCGUCGUUUGUACAAAAGAACAAGAAAGCGAAUUUGAAUUUUAUGUACGCACCCCCACUCGUAUUGCUUCCUUUGAACAGCAAGUCGAAGCGUUGUAACGCCGAGUUUAGAACAGUGCGAUAACGGACGCGCUUAGCCAAGAAAUGCGUUGCAUCGGCUUUUGAUGCUCGAGACUAAUUCGCUGGAUCUAAAGAUCUAAAGAUCAAUUACGUUCGAUUGCUGCUCAGCGUUCGUGCAACUGUCUCCGCUGAGUACGAGUAUAAUGCUCGUAACGAUAUCGCUAAAAAACACACGGCUGAUCUUUCUCGUACUAACAUCGAUUCUCUCUCAUGAUAUUUUGUAGGCACGCAAAAGAGCCGUUGAGAAACUAUAUGAAUAAUGCUUCUUUUAUUUUACCGCGAGGAAUUGCGAAUGACGUGAGACGCAGUGCGUCGACGGUAUGUCCUGAAUUAAUUUUCAAUCGACUAGGAUGCAAAAGUAUCUCUCAAGCAGAUAAUUUAAUUUUAUAACAACAACAUAUACGAGCGAUUGUAACAUAUAAAUUUGUAGUAUUGUUGUAGUAUUAUUAUUAGUGAUAUAUAAGAUAUAGCCUCUCAAUUCGUUCGUCCAAUACUUCAAACAAAUAUUUUGUUUGCUGGAUGCCCUUAACGCCGCGCGUUAAGUGCGUUCAUUAGCAAGUAUUUUAACAAGACGUUUUUUAACGAGAUGUAACAAGUAUACGUUAGCGCGAGAUUUUUCCCGAAAUAAACAUACAAUUAUGCAUGCGUUCGCUACGGAAAAUUGGCAAUUAAGUUUUGCGUUCGUGAUUAUUUUAUAUUAAUCAUUAGUGACAUAAUUAAGAGACUUUAUUCGAAAUUGUGAGCACAAAGUUGAUAUUUUUACCUUGAGAAAGUACGACAUGCAAAUAUAUAUUUACACAUAUUUUUUAUCUAGCGUUAUAGUAACUCGUAUCUUGUGAUUAUACGCGUUAACUUUACUACCGCUUGGCUUCCAGGGCAGCGAUAUUCUGUGCAAUAUGAGAUUGUUAAUACUACGUCUGUCCUCGUCUUUUAUAAUUCUGUAGUGCGGAAGAAAUAUGGUUGUUAAUCGGAUAACGACGAAGGUGUGCGGAUCCGGUUAUCUAGCUGCCUCCUAAGUAAAAAUUAGGAUUUUUUUUUAAUUAUUGUACAUAAAGUAUAUCCUACAUUUUGUUUCUUCGUUCGGAAUGUGAAACGCUUUUACUUGCACCUGCCCGUUACAGUAUUAGAUUUCCUUGUAUUUUUAUUACUCGAGCCAACCUGUAGAGAGAUUAGCUUUCGACAAAAUCGAUAUUUAAUGUUAAUGUGUAUCCUGUAAUAUAUAACAAUAAAUUAAAGUAUCAUUUGUAUCACACCGCCGAAUCAUCUAAUUAAUUUAUCAGCUCGUGCGCGUAGGAUACAUCCUGUAGUCUCGUUAAAGAUUCGUUCGUUUCAACGCGAAACUUCAAGCUCCGUCAAAUUCUUCCGCACUUCUCGCAAAAAUUCUAAUCGUUCAGUGACAAUUGAAUUAAUUGCUCGUAGUACGUUAUCCGUGCCAUUUCAUAACGCAUGCUGACCGCUGUGUUAUACCGCAGGAGACUUGGAUUCUCGUCCCGGCGACGUAGCGCAUUACACUCCCUAAUAUUCGUAUACAAUUUACUAGGUAGCCGCACCACGUGUCUCUUCGUGAUGCAUUCUUUUCCAACGACUUUCAAUUAUCGAAUCGUGUGGAAUUAUUGGUGGUGGCGUCCCUUACUGAGUCUCCCUUACAUAAAGAUGUACAGAGAAUCGUCUCCCAGAAAGUACUACCACUUUCCGACAACCGUGUGUCAUUUGUUGAGAAACAGAUCUUCAUCGUAAUAUAUUCCGUUCGUCCGUACAAAUCUCCCCGACCUCUCACCGAGUCGGAAGAACGAAGGUAUUCAGGGAAAAGGUUGUUUCAGUUUACGCGCGUAGGGGAUUCGAUUCGGGCGCGCAUUCUUCGUUCCCGAUGAACGAUACCGCGAAUAAACGCGUCUUUCUGCCGUGUGAGCACCGAGAGUGAGUUUCAUUCCCGACACUCGAAGCCAGUUCCUGGUCCGGCUACUCUUACCGAAUGCUCUAUCGUGCCGCGUGAUCGACUUCGUACUUGUGAUAGCCCCGCAAGCACAGCCUUGGCUCGCGUACGUUUUAUACCCUCGCGUCGCCUGGCACGAGCAGCACGUGAUGUAAUUAAACCUGACUUUCGGUAGGGAGAAGGAAGUCGAUUGAGGAAGGUCUCGCGAGAGAGGGGCGGUAGAUAAAAAAAGAAAAGGGAAGAA